UUGAGUUUGAGACCCCUGUUCUAGUAGAAACCUAAAAUAAAGGCAAGAACCUGAAAAUGAUCAUAAUAUGUCACUCAUCAGAUUUAAUAAUUAGCCCUUAGCAGAGACUUAUUUGUCUUAGCAGGAACACUAUGUUUCCUCAUAUUAUGUGCCAACAAGUAAACUUCCACCCCACUGCUCUUCCUUUGUGUGUCUCAGUAGCUGCAGCAAGAACCGUAUCACCCCUGACCCACAUCCACACACAAUAACACGUCCCACCCAUUAACCUUAACUCUAUUUAAUCAUCAUACUUGUGCUGUUGAGUCUUUCAAAGAGUCGAACAAACAUCCAAAAUGCCUGUUGACUACAGCGGGACGUGGGACAUGAUCAGCAGUGAGAAUUUUGAGGGCUACAUGAUCGCUCUGGGCAUCGACUUUGCAACACGCAAGAUCGCCUCCCUGCUGAAGCCUCAGAAAGUGAUUAAGCAAGACGGAGACUGUUUCAUAAUCCAAACAUUCAGUACCUUCAGAAACUACGAGAUUUCAUUUAAAAUUGGAGAAGAGGCAGAAGAAGUGACUAAAGGACUGGACAACAGGACAUGCCAGACUGUGGUGAACUGGGAAGGUGAUAAGCUGGUGUGUGUUCAGAGGGGAAAGAAGAAGAACCGGACGUGGACUCACUGGAUUGAGGGAGACCAGCUUCAUCUGGAAAUUACUUGCGAGGAUCAAGUCUGCAAGCAAAUCUUCAAGAGGACCCUUUAAAACCUCUUCAGACCACUUCAGAGAACUUUAAUUACAGUGUAGACCUUCUUCCAG
Centropristis striata (black sea bass) is the source of this 794-nucleotide messenger RNA. It is a transcript of the gene rbp7b, whose product is annotated as retinol binding protein 7b, cellular. Lineage: Eukaryota; Metazoa; Chordata; Actinopteri; Perciformes; Serranidae. Gene Ontology annotation, biological process: fatty acid transport. The transcript has 4 exons. Gene Ontology annotation, molecular function: fatty acid binding. Gene Ontology annotation, cellular component: cytosol; nucleus. The record is from RefSeq and is a predicted model, not a curated record. The coding region runs from base 333 to 740 and encodes 135 amino acids.